This is a messenger RNA of Dermacentor albipictus, 2451 nucleotides long. RefSeq lists its product as uncharacterized. Gene Ontology annotation, molecular function: carbohydrate binding. The record is from RefSeq and is a predicted model, not a curated record. Lineage: Eukaryota; Metazoa; Arthropoda; Arachnida; Ixodida; Ixodidae.
AGCCGCGGCUGUCCCGGUGCGCGCGCUCCCGCUGGAUCGCGCUCCCUCGAACGGGGCGCGGAUGUCCGGCUUCGCCCAGGCUGUGAGUCGACGGCCUCGUCGACGAACUCGGGCUUAGCCUCGAGCAGCGGACCCUCCGCCAGCUCCGCGGCGCCGCCCGCCAGGACCAGGGAGCGCGUGGGUUCGCGUCUCCCCGGCGGAGCUCGGCCUCGCCAAGCCCGGUCAGCCGUCGGCGGCCGUCUGCUCCCCCUCCACUCGAAGGAACAGUCGCUCUUCACACUCAGAAGGGCCCGCCGUCGUCCUCGGUGGUUCGGUGAGGCGGCUCCAAAAUGGCCGACGAAGGACCGACAGGAGGGGAGACGCCCCAGGUUCCGCCGCAAGAAGGGGGUGAGAAGGUUGCCACUAGCGGCAAUCAGACUCCUGCCGCCGAUCAACCACCCCCGCAACAGGCGGAGAGCACUCCUGCGGCCGAUCAACCACCCCCGCAAGCAGAAGGUGAGAAGGUUGCCACUAGCGGCAAUCAGACUCCUGCCGCCGAUCAACCACCCCCGCAACAGGCGGAGAGCACUCCUGCGGCCGAUCAACCACCCCCGCAAGAGGCGGAGAAAAAACCGAGCGGGUCGAGCCUGCUGGGAGGCGCCCAGAGCCCACGGGGUGGCGCCCAGAGCCCACUGGGUGGCGCCCAGAGCCCACAAUUGGAUGCGAUGCAGAUGUUGAGCAAAGUCCGGCAAGUCGACGGCAUCCAGUACAGCGUUCCAGUGACGUCCGACCACUUCCUCAUACCGGCAAACAUGACUGCCGACACAGAGGUCUACAUCUUCGGACUGUUGGCACCACAGGCCGAGAGACUGGAGGUCAAGUUCCGCGAGGCCAAGACCGAGGAGCACGUCUCGCUGCUCAUUGUCAUCGAGCUCCAGCCGGCACAGUACAUUGCGCUGCGAACGUACCAAAACAAGGCCGCCGAGGACGUGGCCAAAGAGGACACCCAAAUUACCGCCGGAACCCCCCUCAGCAUGCGCGUAAAGGCCUACGGCGACGGGAGCGCCAAGGUCACCGUGAACGGGCAGAACUUGACGUUUCCGCCACGUGACGGCUUCCCCCUGGACAAGGUUUUGUACUUCUCGAUACACGGCGACUUCUUCACCGGCUCCGUGAGCAUCUUGAAAACACAGUGGCCGGAUCACUUGCACGUCACCAUUGGUCACCAGCUCACCUCCGGCUACCAUUUCUCUGUCGAAGGCAGCGUGGCACCAGAUGCGGACAAGAUGAUAAUGAACAUUCUUCGGUCGCACGACGUGCACGACGACGUCCUGCUGGGCAUCGUGGCAGAGUUCGCAGACACUAAGCAGCUGGUGCGGCGAACCAAGCAGGAGGGCGUCUGGCUCGAAGAGCAGGUGGAGUCGGAGGUGCCGUUCGAGCCGGGCCAGCCGUUCAAGGUCGACAUCGCGGUGGGCGAACUGAACUUCCAGACGUGCGUCAACGGCCACCUGCUGCCGGCGUACUUGCACAAGGUCUUUUACGGCAUCGGACACAACCUGUGUCUCGAGAAGAACGCAAAGUUUAAGAGCUUGCGCGUCUGCUCCAUCAGCCAUCCCAAGCAAUGGACCAACAAGCCGCCGAACUUUGAGAAAGCAACACUGCUGUUUUACAAUGCGACUUCGCCGGUCAUCUCUCCCAUCCAGCUCGAGCCUGGGAACAGCUUUUAUGUGCAAGGAACGCCGCCACCGCCUUGCACUGAGUUCAAGAUUGCACUGUCGAAAGGCGCCGAGGAGACGGCCGAUGCGCUGCUCGUCGUCCACGUCCAGCUUCAGAAAGGCCUCGUGUUCGUCUACGACGGCACCGACGGAAACAAGGGCGACGGCCAGCCACUCAAGGUCAGGGCCAACCGGCUCUUUUCGUGUAGAGUGGACGCGCUCGCCGACGGCUUCAAGGUCUGGGUGAACAUCUUAACUGCUACAGACUCGAAUGCCGACCCCUUCGACGUGAAGCAAAGGUUCGCCCUCAACGAAGCCGUCUUUCUCAACACCUUCGGCGAGAUCAACAACGUCACGGGGGUGAAGUCGACAGAGGACGUCUUGGAGUGAUUGGCCGGCCCCGCGAUCCAGCCAAUCACAGGCACCAUAAACCGGCGAUCGCUGUUAGAUUGCCUCGUUGGCCGUUUUCCCGUCACCUGUUGUGAUGACCUGUCCCAUUUAAUAAGGCUAAUAAGGAUCGGGCCUUGGUCGCUAGCUAUCACCUUGUCGCCGGACCGGAGCAUCCAGCUAAGCGCCGCUUGACAGUGACCGAGACAGCGAAGACCUUGCGCGAAGAAAAAGCAGCGCAAAUCGAAAAGUGAUUGGCUAUGAAGUCCUUGCGCAGAAAAGGAAUUCGAGAAGCGAAAAACAAGGAAUGCAUUUCCGUUGGUCGUCGGACUUGUUAGUGAAUAAAUUUUUGUUUGUCACUGCUCGGAAA